Molecule: messenger RNA, 725 nt
Organism: Mytilus trossulus (common blue mussel)
Lineage: Eukaryota; Metazoa; Mollusca; Bivalvia; Mytilida; Mytilidae
Exons: 3
Coding region: 22-564 (180 amino acids)
Source: RefSeq, a predicted model, not a curated record
UAAAUAUAUAAAUUAUGUAUUAUGAUGUGUAAACAGGUCCUUUUGAUAUACAACUCUUGUUUUGUAGGCACUCCAAAUGGAUCUUUUGUAGAAAGUGAACUAGACAACAGUCAACAGCCGUGUUUUAGCGCAUGUAUUGGAGAUGGCCAGACAGGCAGUGUUUCAUCAAUGUUUCCUGAAAGUAGCUUCACAUCAAUACCAAGAUCAAGCACAGCCUCUACGUCCUCCAUAGCACUUAUUAGUUUGACAGAAGACUUUGCAGUGGAAGAAGAUACCAGUUCUUCCGGUAUCGCUAAAAAGCCAGACGGGAAAAGGAAAAGGGUUUCUCUUGGUGAUUUGCAAACGAUGCAGUAUGAGGUCCUUGAAAAGCAGAAAAGUCAAGCGGAUUUGUUGACCACUAAAUUGAAGAUGGAGAUAAACAGAGAAAAGCUUGGAACAAAAAACUUGAAAUUAAGAAACACUAAGCUUCGGUUAGAGAUAAGAUUGUUAAAACAGUCUGUUCAGAGUGAAGAGAAUGCAAUGUUAGCAUUGUCAGCGGUGCAAUCAGACAAUUAUUGUAGCUAGAUAUUAAUUGAACAUACAGUACUGAUACUUUUAAAUUUUAUAUGUUUUGUAUUGUUCACCAAUUAACCAAAUUAGGAUGAAAAGGGAAUGAAUGUUUUUUUUAAUGAGAGUGAUGUUUGGGUUUAAACAGUCAUAUUGUUUAUAUACUGUAUUGAUGUAUG